CUCUUGAGGACUUUAAUCUUCCACUCCCAUCAGAUGGUUUAUGCGAUAGUGGUGAGAAUCCAUUGAUAAACAAGCAUCUUGCUUUCGAUGUAGGCCAGCAACAUGCAUUGGCCACCACAAUGUUACAGUCACUGAAUGUUGAGUAAACCAAUGUGUAUUCAGCCGUUAUCAAUUCAGUACACAACAAGAUGGGCUGUGCUUUCUUCCUAUACGGCCACGAAGGUACAGGCAAAACAUAUCUCUAUAAUGUAAUUACAGCAAGGCUUAGGAGUUUGGGGAAAUAGUUGUUCUGGUUGCAUCAUCAGGUAUAGCAGCAACACUUCUUCCCAAAGCAUCCACAGCACAUUCAAGAUUCAAAAUUCCUCUGAUUCUGGAUGCAACAUCGACAUGUCCAAUUAAACACGACACACAUUUAGCUGAUCUGUUAAAAGAAGCAUCCUUAAUCAUACGGGAUGAGGCGCCCAUGACACAUUGACGAGCUUUUGAAGCAGUGGAUCACAGUUUAUACGAUAUAUUAAAUGUUCCGCUGAAUGGACAUAGCUAUAAACCUUUUAGAGGAAAGACUGUUCUUUUUGGUGGAGAUUUUCGUCAAACUCUUCCGGUUAUAACCGAGGCUGGGCGUGAACAAACAGUUGAUAGCUCAUUGACUAGAUCCAAAAUAUGGAGUUAUUUUAAAGUUAUGUAGCUAUCUACAAACAUGCGAAUCACAAAAGCCCAGCAUGCUGACCAACGACUAAUACAUGGAUAUACAUUCCCAGGAUGGGUCCUCGCUUUAGGAGAUGGAAAACUUAAAGCAAGAUCAUUCAGAGAAGAUGCCCCAAUUGAUUGGAUACAGAUUCCACAACUGUUCCUAAUUGAUCCUGGAUUUGAUCCUGUUCAGUCAAUCGUAGAUGAUAUCUAUGAUUCGUUCCCCCGAAAUCAUAGACACCCGGCGUACCUCACCAGUAGAGCCAUAAUUACUCCAACGAAUGCAACUGUUUCUACCAUUAAUAAUUUUAUGAUACAGAAUGUUCCAGGAAAUCCGACAACCUAUUACAGCUCAGACUCGCUACUGCUGUCGACAGAAACAGCGGAUUCGUUUGAUGAAAGCUAUCCAACUGAGUUUCUCAACACUCUUACAUUCAACGGAGUACCAGACCACGAGAUCACAUUAAAGGUAAACACACCAGUUAUGCUCUUACGCAACUUGAACCCUGGUCUUGGCUUAUGCAACGGCACAAGAAUAAUGAUCACAUCGUUGGAGGACAACUAUAUAAAAGGCAACAUUAUGGGCGGUUCUUAUGACACUGAUGAGGUCAUUAUACCAAGAAUAGUGUUGAAUGUGGAGAACUCCAAGUGGCCCUUUAUACUCAAAAGGAGGCAAUUUCCAGUGCAAUUAUGCUAUGCGAUGGCUAUAAAUAAAAGCCAAGGACAAACACUCGAAAAAGUUGGGAUAUAUUAGCCUGAACCAGUGUUUAGUCAUGGCCAACUCUAUGUGGGAGUUUCAAGAGUAAAAUCGGCAAGAGGUUUGAGGAUUCUUAUAGAAAACCCACCAGAAAUACCUCAUCACUUUACAAGAAACAUAGUCUUCAACGAAGCAUUUGCCAAUAUAGUGGAUACCUAAACUACUUAUCAGGUAAUUCCAUUAAACCUAUUAAACUAAAAAUGUUCGCAUCAGUAAAUGUGGAUGAAAUAAAUUGUUUUUUCUUUUGUAGGAUCGAAGAAAUUCACUGACGCACUCACUUUGACUAUUGCCUACCCACCGGUUAUUGUAUUUUGUCCGUAUAGAAGACCCUGAUGUUUGUAUCUUAAUAGUUCAGAGAGGUGAAUGUUUUGUCUUGAUCAUGCGUCCAAAUCAUGAAUGAUCAAGAACUACAUUCACCUUCUUUUGGCGAUCAGUUCCUCAAACACAUAUUGCAGUUUAUAUCAUAUAAAUGGAAGCUCUGAGUUAUUAGAACCGUAUUUAUCUAAAUUUUAGAUAAAAAAACUCAAUUUUGUACAAAUUGCCUCGCCUGGACCACAAUCCACAAAACUAUAGGGCAAUACGAAGAUAAAUCAGAAAACAUACAGGCCCGUUGUUCAAGCCCAUAAUACAAUGACCAAUGUAAACCCUUCAUAGUCACAAACAUGAUUUAAAUAAAAGCCCAUAAUAUAGGCCCGUCCAAACCAAGCGAUCCUCUUUAAAACCCUAUCCUCCCUCAUCAACCAUCGAGAACCGUCGUCCACAUCUUCAUCAACCUUUCUCCGCCGAGGAAGCCCCACCACAGAAACUAUCAGACAAACUUUAAAACAAAGGUAAGUCCAUGUCUCUCUCUUCUUCACCGCUUUUACUGCUGAAACAACAUUUCUGGUCGGUAUUUGUAUUGUUCGCACAAAGACCCCACUUGGCAUGGAGAGUUUAGCCAAAAAUCGUCAGUCAACAGAUGGCGCUCACAUGGUCCCCACCGAUAGCAAAGGUGAGCAACUUCCAUUUUCGUAAACAAAUCCUCCCAACAAUCUCGAUUCCUCUGCAAGAAAGAUAAAAAAUCCAU
This is a messenger RNA of Linum trigynum, 2510 nucleotides long. The record is from the annotation of a GenBank genome assembly. NCBI's taxonomy places the organism in Eukaryota, Viridiplantae, Streptophyta, Magnoliopsida, Malpighiales, Linaceae.